This is a messenger RNA of Daktulosphaira vitifoliae (grape phylloxera), 2098 nucleotides long. Its product is annotated as serine/arginine-rich splicing factor 4. The coding region runs from base 451 to 1875 and encodes 474 amino acids. The transcript is spliced from 9 exons. The record is from RefSeq and is a predicted model, not a curated record. NCBI's taxonomy places the organism in Eukaryota, Metazoa, Arthropoda, Insecta, Hemiptera, Phylloxeridae.
UGGGAAUGUCGAAAGUGUUGCCUUUAUGAUACUCUUCGUAGGGUUAUGACAUUUGAACUGCACAGGCCUACUGACCUGCGCAGCGACUUAAACGUAAAAAUUUUUAGUUCUUAAAAAUCGAAAAUCGUUUAUGAACGUCUACUUAAUUGUUUCUACUACUUUUUUUUUUAAGUUUAAAGUCGUUAUUAAACAAUGUAGAUUUAGUCUUACUCUAUAACGUAUUAAUUUCAACCUUUAAACUCGGCCAGCAGUUUCUGAUAGAUUUUGAAAUAAUUUACGAAUAAAUUUUUUAAGUAGCACAGUUGCAGUUCUCAUAAGUAUGUAUUAAAAUGGCAAUUUGGAAUCACUGAAAUUAUGUGCUAAUAAUGACGUAUUACAUGUCGAUUGUCGUUUUAACAUAGAGUACUUAAAAUAAUAAAAUUUUAUGAAGAGUGUAUAUUUAAUCAGAAAAUGUCUAGAAAUGAACGACUUAAAGUUGACAAAAGAGCUUCAACUAGUCGAGCUAGAUCUAAAGAUUCCCCUAGGAGGGAGUUAGAAAAUGUUGUUAAAAGAGCCCGAAGAGAUAGAGAUCAAAGUCAAUACUGGAUUAAUAAAGUUUUAGAAGCUGAAGAAAAAGAUCCAAAUAGAUGGAAACAUUCUGGUUUUAAGGAAUUGUACACUGAGAGACGAUCUAGAUCUAUAAGUAAACGUUCAUCUAGUAGUUUCUCUUCAAGUUGUACUCGUUCAUCAAUGCAUAGAUCAUUAUCUCGUAGAAGACGAAGGCUACUUUCACCUGAUAUUAGACGUUCACAACGUUCAUUAUCUGUACGACGUGCUUCUCCAUUAUCCAGACGGCGCUCACCAUUUCGUUCUAAAAAAUCCCCUUUGUCUCUUCGUUCUAGAAGGAGACGUAAAUCUUCUUCUGAAUCCCCAAUUACUAAUAGUUCACGGUUAAGGCGCUCUAGAUCAUUAAGCAGAAAAAAGCGCUCUCCAUUAUUUAGUCGCAACCAUAGAAUUAUAUCACCAUCACAUAAAAAAAGAGGAAAUAAAAAACAUGGUCGAAAACAUAUAAGGCACUCAUCAGAAGAUCAGGUUCGUUCAUCUAGUGUAAGCACUUGCUCAGACUCACAUUGUUCUGUUUGUGAAGCUAGAAUACCUAUGAAUAGACGUGAGCCUCCUCCAGAACCUCUAGCUCGACCUAAGUCUCCAAAAAUAGCUAGAGCUAUUAUUCCUAUUCAUGAACGUUCAAGGUCGAGAUCAUUUUCAGUCCCAAGAUAUACACCAGUUGUAGAAGUAAGUUCUACCACUGGUUUGCCAAAAAGUAGUGGACCGCCAGAACCAGCACCUACAAAAACCAAACGCACAAAAAAAAUUAAAUCACAUAAAAAGAAAAAAUCUCAUAAAGUGAAAUCUUCUCACAUUGAAACUGCAAUAUUACACCAGCCUACUAUUAAGGUGGAAUCUAUGUCUGACGAAGAUUCGAGUGUUGGUGGUUCGGAUAUGCCUAUGAGUUCAUCAUCUGGGGGUCAUCUGACAUUAUCUGAACGUUUUAGUAAAAUGGCUCAAAUGGGUCGUGCUCAUGAAUUACCACAAAGAAGUCUUCGUGUUACAGCUGGUGAUGACUAUAGAGUUGAAAUUGGCUCCCCACCUCAUCCAUUCCCUACUCCAGCAAUAGGAUCUUUGCCAGAGGGAACAUCUAUUGAAGAUGUUAAAGGACGGUAUGCUUAUUAUAAAGAACAAGGAUAUUUAGGUGACCUUUCAUUAACUGAUUAUGUAAAAUGGGAAGAAUGGUGGUAUAAAUAUCAGGACUGGUUAGAAGCUGAACGAGCUUAUGAUGCACAUUUAGAUAGGUAUACUCGUGACAGAAGAUACAGAGAUGAACCACCAAUAUUUUGACUUUUUUUUUUUAAUUUGGUUUUUUCUUGGAUUAAAAUGAAAAAAUCACUAUACAUCGACUUAAAGAGAGGUAUGGUAAAUGAUUAAAUAGUGCAUUGAUAAAUAACAUAUGUACAUGAGCGUGUAUAUAUUAUAUAUAAAUAUAUAUAUAAAUGUAUAAUUAUUGUGUAAAAUUUGAAGUUAACAAUAUCUGUUUAAAAAUAUAUGUUAACUAACAAAUUAA